CGGAGACCAGUUGACUUCGAUCCUCCGAGCGCAGUGUAUCGUAGUAUGUUCACUGUGCUCUCCUACUUUAUACACAUAGAUACACUGCACUUCCAAAAACCUCCAUUUCUCUUACUUUUUUUUAUAAUCUUCGACUAGUCACUAUUAUUACCGUAUUAAAAGGAUGAUUAUCGCGUGUGAAGCUAACUCGUGAUAUACAAGUUUGCGCGCAAGUCUGUUGUGUGUGAUACACCGCGAGUUCCUCAAAGGAUUUGCUAUAACGAAAAAGUAAUAAUACAAGAAGGAAAUAGAAGAGGAAAUAAAUCAACAAGAGAAAAAAAUAUCUUUAGGAGGAAAAAGAGUAGCUCUUUUUGGAUUCUUCCUCUUUCUACCUUUCGUUCUCUCUCUCUCUCUCUCUCUCUCUCUCUCUCUCUCUCUCUCUCUCUCUCUCUCUCUCUCUCUCUCUCUCUCUCUCUCUCCGAGACUUCGUUCGAUCGAUAAUUCGCCGGGUACGUGUGAGUGCGCCGACACGACGAUUAUUAACCAAUAUCGAGAGAAACAAAUUGCAAAGGAAUCUCGUGAAAAAAAAAAAAACAUUCGUCGACGAUAAAAGCCAAUCGUCAAAUCACAGUGAUAAACGAAUAAGAGAAAUAUCAAAGAAAAUAUGAAAGCUAUGGUGGUGAGCCCUGUAGGUGGUCGAGUACCACCAACUCGUGGUGUUCUACACAACAGUUUGAGUAUAAACGGAACGAGAAGAGAUCUCGAGGCGGAGGAAGUCGCCGCUUAUCUAACGAAGUUAAGAUCAUUGGUGCCGGAUAUGCCGAGGAAGAGGAAACUUUCGAAGCUCGAAGUAAUACAGAGGGUGAUCGAAUACAUAUGCGAUCUACAGACAACUCUGGAGGAGACGAAUGUCCAUCAGGAAACAACAAAGACGAAACCGACGUCAACGAGACAGCCACUUCAACCUCUGCUAAAUACGGUGAGCACCGGUAGCACAGGCUCGACGACACCGGCGGCAGCUAUGGCAGCAGCGGCAGCAGCCACGACGACGAUGACGGCAAACAGCACGGUGGCCGAACGGUGACCUGUCACAGGAAAAAAAUUUCAAUGAGGGCCAGAUCGCUAGGAGAGAUCGUCCUCGUGGGCUGACUCCGGCUUGAACGCAGGGUUCCGUCGGCCCCUGACUUCCGUCCUCCUCCUCGAAGAAUUCCUUCGUCUCUUCUUCGUCUUUGGGACCCGAGAAAAACGGAAGGAUACGCGAACGGUGCGAGGAACUAGGAACAGGACGACGAGUAGACCCUUGCGCCCAGUACAAUCUCUUUCCUCGCGAAAGCCUGUAAAUACUUGUACAUAGACUCAUCGCAUUCCUCGCACGACCUCUCAUCGCCGAUAGACACCACCACCUCAUCGCCUCCGAUCUUCGUCUCUGUUUCUCUGUCUUUCUAUCUCUUCAUCCCCCUUUUUCUCUUCGAUCAGUAGACAUGUUCCGACUCAAUCUAGAAAUGAGAAUAUUGUUUUUUCCUUUGAUUUUUCCUUUUUUUGCUUUACAUAGUGAAAAAUUUAACCAUUCAUUGUUGGCUUCUUUCAUUUAAAUUUCUUUUUUUCAAUUGCGAUCAGUCGAAAGGCAAGACGAUAUCAAAUUCUGAAAAUAUAUAUAAUUUCAUUUUAUUACAUUCAAAAUAUUAUCGUUCUGACAAAAUAUCACGUACGAUGCCCCACCCAACCAAUCGUAAAUCGAUCUUUGUUUGCAGACCCAUUGUAACAAAUUUUAUCUUCGCGUUGAUCAAAGUCUGUAUCAUUUCUAACUCGCUCUGUAGAUAAUAAAGAAAAUUUUUAUUACGAUUAUUA
This is a messenger RNA of Vespa mandarinia (Asian giant hornet), 1827 nucleotides long. RefSeq names its product Basic helix-loop-helix domain-containing extra-macrochaetae (gene emc). Lineage: Eukaryota; Metazoa; Arthropoda; Insecta; Hymenoptera; Vespidae. Gene Ontology annotation, cellular component: cytoplasm; nucleus. The record is from RefSeq and is a predicted model, not a curated record. Gene Ontology annotation, biological process: negative regulation of transcription by RNA polymerase II; circadian regulation of gene expression; cell differentiation. Gene Ontology annotation, molecular function: protein dimerization activity; transcription regulator activity.